GUUUUCUGUUCUUUGUUCUUGGCAACUCUAUACGAAUCAAUUCAAAUCAGCUGUUCUUUUGUUGACUAAUGUUUAUUCGUGGUCGCCACAGCACAGCUUGGAAAGUAGUAUUUUGUUGAAAGGAAACGCUAACUACAGAAGCAAAAACCAUGACGUUACCCGAGUUCUUUGGUUGUUCCAUGAUUGCCUUUGGCCCACCGUUUGCACUGUUUGUCUUUACGAUUGCCAGAAAACCAAUACGUGUAAUAAUGGUCAUAAUGGCAGCCUUCUUUUGGUUGCUAUCACUGCUGGCAUCGUCGCUUCUGUGGUAUGCGGUCGUACCCUUGAGAGGUGUAUUGGCCUUUGGAGCUGUCUUUUCGGUACUCUUUCAAGAGUAUUUCCGUUAUUUGCUUUAUUUACUGCUGAGAAAAUUCGAGGAAGGUCUGGAGGCUGUGGCCGAUGACAGGACACUGGUUGAUAACAAACAUGUAUUGGCAUAUGUUUCCGGUUUUGGAUUUGGUAUAAUAUCGGCAAUGUUCUCUCUGGUCAAUGUUUUGGCUGACUUGACGGGACCCGGAACAUUGGGUCUGAACGGCGGCUCCGAAAGCUUCUUUACGGUCUCUGCUGCCCAGGCUUUAUCCAUAUGUUUGCUACAUAUUUUCUGGAGUGUAAUAUUCUUUAAUGCCUUCGAUACAACCAAUUACAUUCAUGUGUCCUAUGUUGUUGGUUCGCAUUUAUUUGUCAGUCUCAUUACCCUGUUGAAUGCCCAACAAUUGUAUGCUGCAUCCCUAACAAUCAACUUCAUUGUAACUGUGGUCUCCGGCAUUUUGGCAUUCAGCGUUGCUGGUGGUACUGUACGGUCAUUUAAGCGUUUCAUCUCCUGCCAAUAAUCCGCAAAAGACUUAAUCACUACUCAUCCUAUAUACCCACAUAUACAUUAUAUACUCCAGACUAUGUAGUUUUAGUUGAUAACAAAAGACAAUUGAUAAUUAUAUUUGUAUUUAAUUCCUAGAAUAUAUUUUAUUAAAUCUCACGUACAAAAUAAAAGAAGUGAACAAUUCA
Molecule: messenger RNA, 1041 nt
Organism: Musca domestica (house fly)
Lineage: Eukaryota; Metazoa; Arthropoda; Insecta; Diptera; Muscidae
Product: gamma-secretase subunit Aph-1-like
Exons: 2
Coding region: 150-869 (239 amino acids)
Biological process (GO): positive regulation of catalytic activity; Notch receptor processing; Notch signaling pathway
Cellular component (GO): endoplasmic reticulum; membrane; gamma-secretase complex
Molecular function (GO): protein-macromolecule adaptor activity
Source: RefSeq, a predicted model, not a curated record